GUGGGAGGAGCUGAUUACACUGACUAGGGUGUGUUUUAGGUACUGCCUGUCCUCUUUUGGAGCUCUAUUUAAGCAGCAGCCUGACCAAACACAUUUCACUUUUCCAGCUUUGACCAGAACAGCUGCUCUUGAGAAGAAGUUCAGACUGCAGUCAUCAAUAUCUAUUUCAUUCAAAGAUGCCCUACCCAACAACUCUACAUAUAAUUGGCGGACAAGGAGGUCGUCCAUUUUCAUUUACUGGUGAGAACAACGGUGCCAGUUUAGAGAAGAUCGGGGUUUGGGUUGGAGGAUGGCAGGUGAAGGCUGUCAGGGUUUGGCUUUCAGAUGGGAGAGUUCAAACUUUUGGAGAACCAGCUGGAGAUCCUCAAGAGUACAAGUUCCAGCCUGGUGAGUGUUUUGCCUCACUGUCCUUGUGGGGGAACGGAGCAGGAACACGUCUUGGAGCUAUCAAAUUCACAACCAGUCUUGGGGGAAGAUUCUUUGCAAAGAUGACAAGCUGGGGUUUACAAAAAGAAUAUAUCAUGGAUGUCGGCUCUGGAUAUUGUUUGGGAGUUGUAGGAAGAGCUGGUGCCGACAUUGACAGCAUGGGAUUCAUGUUUCUCAAUAAAGUUCAAUCAACAGUUCUUACCGAUGUCAACUAUCCCACUAUCAAUCAACUGAUACCAAACGUGGCAGUAGAAGAAAUAAAAAAAGUCACUUAUAGGAAUGACUCCUCCGUCACUCAAGAACAAAAAGUUGAAUCCUCAAAGAAAAUAACCAAAACAUCUUCAUGGUCUGUGAGUCCAAGUUUGUCAGCAACAUUUAGUAUGGAAGUGUACGCUGGGAUUCCAGUGAUUGCAGAAGUUACAACAGGAUACAGUGUUAGUGUUGGACUUGAAAGCACUUACAGUCUGGAGUAUUCAGAAGAGAGAACCGAAACUCUGUCUACUGAUAUUGAUGUGCCACCCAGGAAGAAGGUGGAAGUUAACAUCACCAUUGGAAGAGCCACUUUUGACCUGCCUUACACUGGCACAGUGCAGAUCACCUGCACGAAUGGCAGUAUGUUAAAGUACGAAACCCAGGGCACAUACAAAGGCGUCACUUACACUGAUAUCAAAGUGGAGACUAAGGAAUCUGAUCUGUAAUGUUAAGACAGAUUAAAAAAAGGAAACACAAGUUCUUUGAUUACUUCUAAUUUUGUCAAUCAUGUAUCAAUUGUUUUACAUUUAGGCCAAAUUGUUUGGUGUUUUUUGGUGGUUGGGUGUUUCCCCUGUGUGUGUGCGUGUAUACACACAAAAGUUGCUGUUUUCAAAUAGUCUUAUAUGAUACCAAAACACAAAUAUUCAUAUAGAUUCAUACUUUGUGUAAUCACUUUAAAAUAAACUCUAGAAACAGGUUCUGUAAUAAUGUUUUUUAAAUGAGAUUUAAUAAAAUAAAAUAUAUAUAUAUUAAAAUAAACCCUGUGUUACAAGCAAUGUUUCCUGGAAUUAUUUUCUUGCUGCGCAAAGCUUAUCUCUAUUGAGUGGACUUUUCGGCCACAUGAGCAAAAAUAUUGCUGGAUUCAGACCUGUACAUACACACAAAAAGUGGAUACAUCAUGUAGUUGUAACUUUAAUGUGCGAUUUCUAUUUGAUUUGACAAUGUAGUGAUAUAAAGCCACGUUUCUGAAAAGAAGCGAUUCAGGUUUAUCAACCCAAACAAAACCACUCCUCUCCUCAUUGCUCCACCUCCAAAACUCACACUCUAGUCCUAACCACCCUGCUCCGAGUCGGUGUCGAACCGCAGCCCGUCCGCUGCUGGCAUGCGAGGCGAGUGCACUAUCAAUGACACCUCAUUCUCUAGUGGUUGUCAGCACACCUUUCAAAGCCUUUUCAUUAAAAUUAUAGACAUGGUUCCAUCCAACUCUGAAAAAGAAGAAAAACAAAAAAUGUGAUAUUUUAGAUAUGCCUGAGGCCGGAAAUGACAGUUGGCAGACUCAAAAAUUUAGACUUGGAACAUGUUUGCUCAAAUUAUUUUUAGAGCCAUCAGACUUCUGAAGAGUCAAGACUUAGUGCAAACUCAAUGAAGCUAAGAAAUUUAAUUACAGAUGCAGUGAGCACCAAAGACAAGAAGUAGCUUGCAACAGAGUCUUUCCAACAGCUUUGAAAAUGGAUUUUGAAAUUUGAACACUGUAACCCGCAUGACAGACUGGCACGACAAAAUAGCAAAAAUGGCAUUGAGAGGUAACAAAUCAAAACUUAUUUUAGGAACAUUUUAGGUCCUUAAUCUAGCA
Messenger RNA from Megalobrama amblycephala (Wuchang bream), 2251 nucleotides. Its product is annotated as aerolysin-like protein. The record is from RefSeq and is a predicted model, not a curated record. Lineage: Eukaryota; Metazoa; Chordata; Actinopteri; Cypriniformes; Xenocyprididae. The transcript is spliced from 2 exons. Gene Ontology annotation, cellular component: extracellular region. The coding region runs from base 177 to 1124 and encodes 315 amino acids.